AUGGUAAGUCAGUGUCCGCAAUGGCUACAGUAAUCCUAGUGCCCCGAUAGCAAAAAGUGGAAGAGCCCGCUAUUGUAGAUCUCUCAAUUUUCAGGUAGUCUGGCCGGUACUUGACCGCAAUACAACCCGUUCGACAGUGGUCAAACCGCGCAAUUGGUCCGAGAAGAAUCUGGGACAGUGGUGCCGAAAUUUCACAGUUAAUCAGUGAGUGUAGGGCAUUUUGAAAGCUUUUUAUGUGGUUUCAAAACGUCUAAAAUUUCAGGCACACCCAAUGCCCACAAGCUUCGGCGUUUCAUCAGUUCGACUGUUGCGGUCCGCACGAGACCGAUUGUUGUUUCGCCAUUCAGGGAUGGGUUAGUGAGGUUAUAAGUCGAGGCCCAGAAAUCUCAGAAAACGUUCCAUUCCACUCAAAUGUUCUCUUCUUUCCAGGUGAUCGUAAUCCUGACCAUACUCGGCUGCUGUUCGACCAUAAUCCUCGUCUUUUCGGCGCUCCUGAAGCUCAAUCUGAUCUGCCCGGUUGCUUACAGGUCUCCAGCGAAACCGGCCGCCUAUACAGGCAUCCAGGAUCCAGAAUAG
This is a messenger RNA of Caenorhabditis sp. 36 PRJEB53466, 576 nucleotides long. NCBI's taxonomy places the organism in Eukaryota, Metazoa, Nematoda, Chromadorea, Rhabditida, Rhabditidae. The record is from the annotation of a GenBank genome assembly.